CGUAUCUAUCUCUGUUUAUCUUUUUGUGCAGCCUUUUUUUUUUGCAGUGAUGUUUUUUGUCGGCGAUUCUUCGAGAAAGAACCGGAUUUUUCUUCGGGAUAUUUUGAAGUAAAUUGUGAAUGCCCUAUUCCUGGUCGUGAGUAGCGGGCAACUAAAUGACGUAGUGUAACUGCACCCCACUGCAUGCAUGACUUCAUGUGCUGGUACAGAACACGCCCCUAGUGGGGUUCCAGAGGGCACCAAUAGUGGAGGCGGGGGAGGAGGGGGGCGUGGCAAUGGAGGAGGAGGAAAGACUCAGCUUCUUAAGCUGAGGUUCUUAUGUCCGGAUGAUGUGGGGGAGGUCAAGAAAUUGUGCGGGGAAUGGUUUCCUGUCGAAUAUCCAGAUUCCUGGUAUCGAGACAUCACUAGCGACCAGAAAUUCUAUUCCCUCUCGGCAGAGUCAGCUGGGAAGAUCGUUGGUCUGAUCGUUGCUGAGGUCAAGACGAGGUCAAGAUGCCACAGAGAGGAUUUCAACAUACUAUCUGCCACAUUCCCCAAUUCAACUCAAGUGGCGUAUAUACUCAGUCUCGGUGUGGUGAAGGAAUUCAGACGACGAGGAAUAGCAACUGCUCUCCUUGAUCGCCUCAUCUCAUACCUGACCACCAGCGAGCGUUCCAACUGCAAAGCCGUCUACCUCCACGUCUUGGCCACCAACAUCACUGCUAUUCGAUUCUACGAGAAACAUAACUUCAGGAAGCACGAAUACCUGCCUUAUUACUACGCCAUCCGGGGCCAGCCCAAGGACGGCCUGUCUUAUGUCUUGUACGUCAAUGGCGGCCAGCCACCAUGGACGCUGAUGGAUUAUAUGAAGCAGUUUGGGUCCUACCUGUCCAAGAUCCAGCCAUGCAAGCUGCCCAGCGCAAUGGCAAAUCACACCCGGAGCUGGUUUGCCGGCCGUCGCAACUGGCUACCCAGCGUCAACAUGAACAUUGUGUCACGAAUAAGGGGUCAAAUGUCAAGUGACCCCGAGUCCGGGAACGGGGCACCGGAUGAAGACGAGUCUGGUGAGGAGUCGGUACCGCCUCAAAUGACCUCGGAGGCAGUCGCUGCCAGCGGCAUGAACGUCGAGACGGCCUCCAUGGCGGAAUCUGUGACGGAUCUUGGGUGUGUCGGACGCGGCCGUGGGUGGCUGCCCGGCAUGCCAAAAAUGCCCAAUGUACCCAAAAUGCCCAACGUCAACGUACAUGUACCAAACUUAUUCUCCCGCUUCAAGGCGCAGUCUGCAGAGGGUGCGGACGACCACCACCAUGGGAAGGAAGACAAAGUGAAUAAGAGAGAUCAUGUCUUAUAAAUUCUCCUAGACUCUCACUGAGUGCUUGACGUAUGCAAUAUUCUAACAAAGCGCCAGUUAUUUAACUUUUUUUCAAAAAAAAAUAUAAAAAAAUAACGAGAUAGAGGGAAUGUUAAUAUUAUCACUAGUAUCUACGAUAGAGUUUUAAAUCACACUUUAAUGCCCCCCCUUUUUUUUUUACAAUCUCUUUAUGAUUACAAUACCUAUAACCAUAUUGAGGCUGGAGUGAAAGUAGGCUGGUCAUGUCGUAUGAGUCAGGAUGCAAGGCUUCAUACACCCCUCGCAACAGUACAUGUUCUCGGAUUCGGAGGUAUGUAAUGUAUCAUCGAUUGGAGUGAUUGAAAGGAAAGUACAAAUUUCUGCACCUGUACACCGGAGACUAUUGCUUAUAGGAGCAAAAACCAAGCAGGAUUCAAGAGGUGCAGAUGGACAACACUGCAAGGGUAGACGAUCACACGGUAAUGCAGAGCCAAAGGCUGGUAACAGCGCUGCCCAAUCAUCAAACAAAACUACAACGGUUUCAUGUUUAACCAUUACCAUAACCUGCUCACUGGCCCAGUGUCAUUUCAUACCUUCACCUUGUGAGAUGGUGUCUGCUCACUCUGUACUCUGGACUCUCUGAACCUUUUGCAAGGUAUGAAGUGACUUUGGACACUUCGUACCUUGGACACUUCGUACCUUCUUACAAGACACUUUGUACCUCGUACUGAUUCUGGAUUUCUGCCUUGUUUCGAAAAGGUCACGCUGACAUUAAAAAGUAAGAUUUUACUGACAUACAACAGUACACAAAGGCAGCGAAAGUUGCAAAGUGACUCCGCUGACGGUAAGAAAUUACCAACUUUGCCAAGGAUCAAAGUGACCCAAAGGUUUGAAGUGGCCAAGCUGCGAAAUGACAACGGCACAAAGUGACUGACACUGUAAAUGAAGUAGGCUGUCCUGCGCUGUCCUUUUUAUCAAGGCUUAAAGUGUUCAAGGUUAGGGAGUGUUCAAGCUGUAGGUUUAAGCUAUACGAGUCAAACUCGCCCCCUUGUUUAAGAAAAGAUUUCAAAAUAAGGCCCAUGAAACGUUCUCCUUGUGCCGUGUACAAGGAUUUAAAACAAUGGCAUUCAGUAAACAAACAAGAUAUUAGUAUUUACCUCAUAAAAAUUUGACCUAUUAAAAAAAAAACAUUUUUAUACAUGUACACCAAAUGUGCUAAAUAGUGAAGAUGGUAUGGUUCCCUGACUCAUCGUUAAGUAACACUGCAUUAUUGGUAUGGACAUUGGAGGUGACAUUGUUAGGGUCUCAUCUCCUGAGGUCGGCAAUCAUAAUGCUCUGCACUUUGCUUUGAAUGAUGUGUGCCUUACUGACUAACCUUGUCCAUGUGCUAUGUCAAAGUUAGAGAAUAAAAAAUCAAAAAGCAUACUGAUCGAAACGGUGAGGUUGAAACCAAUGGUUCUUUUCAGAACCACCCCAACUC
Messenger RNA from Asterias rubens (European starfish), 2789 nucleotides. RefSeq names its product N-alpha-acetyltransferase 60-like. The transcript has 6 exons. Gene Ontology annotation, molecular function: protein-N-terminal amino-acid acetyltransferase activity; histone acetyltransferase activity. Gene Ontology annotation, biological process: N-terminal peptidyl-methionine acetylation. NCBI's taxonomy places the organism in Eukaryota, Metazoa, Echinodermata, Asteroidea, Forcipulatida, Asteriidae. The record is from RefSeq and is a predicted model, not a curated record. Bases 188 to 1330 code for a protein of 380 amino acids. Gene Ontology annotation, cellular component: Golgi membrane.